Messenger RNA from Fusarium coffeatum, 447 nucleotides. RefSeq lists its product as uncharacterized. Bases 1 to 447 code for a protein of 148 amino acids. The transcript has 2 exons. Lineage: Eukaryota; Fungi; Ascomycota; Sordariomycetes; Hypocreales; Nectriaceae. The record is from RefSeq and is a predicted model, not a curated record.
AUGCAACCAAACGACAAUCCUCAGUUAUCAAUGCCCAAUCCUCCGGCGCAAUCAUCAAAACGUCACUUACUCCAGGACCAGGACCCUUGCGUGGAUAACUUCAAACGUCAACGGACAAACAUCGACAAAUCAACGCCUGAAUUGACCUACAGUGACGUUACUGAAACCCAAGGGUCCAGUUUCACACUGGAUGAGAUCCUUCAGUCCACCAACACUGACAACCCGGAAUCCCGUCAAACUUCCUUCGCCCCCUCUCCACGAGAACCCCAAGACCCUUAUGACGACCCUUUUGAUGAUCUGGAGUUAGAUCAAUACUUGGAGAGCCUCACUGGGCCCAUCUCCAUUGAACCCUCAGCGGCGACAGUGUAUUUGGACGACGCAGAUGAAUACGGUUUGAAACAAUCUGACGAGGAUGCUCUGGUGGCGCUGUUGAACGAGGAUACUUAG